ACCGGGUGGUGUCAUAAAAUUUUCCGUCCGGUCGGCCUCACGCAGUGAGCAGCAGAGCGGAUGCUGCCGCCAAGCUGCUUCAUCCGAAACCCUAGCCCCACGUUUCUUCCAUGGGAAUGGAAAUCUCCGGGGAGUCGCGGCGGAUGCAGUAGAGGAACCACUUCAUCAGUGCUACUGUCUUCUCCCUCGCAGCGACCUGUCAGAUGCGCACUGCUCGGUGCUGGUUUUGCUGGGCUCUCUGUGGCUUGGCACUUGUUGCAGCACAGUUCUAAGGAGUUGCGUGUAUGCAUUGACAUCUAUGAUGAAGUUGGCAUUGGGGGUGGUGCAUCUGGAGUCUCUGGAGGACUCCUUCAUCCUUAUUCACCUAAAGCUAAGCUUCUCUGGCGGGGUGCUGAGUGCUGGAAAGAGUCUUUAAAUCUUUUAAGCAUUGCAGAAGCAGCUUGGCAUUCCAGGGAGUCAACCUCGGAAACUCAAGAAUUUGAUCAAGAAUUAAAUGGCUUCAUAGUUCGGAGAGGGGGCAUCUUGAGACCUGCAAUGGACAUGAAGAAUUUGAAUGUAUUGAAUGACAAUGCUCAGAACUGCCUUGCCAGUUGCAGAAUAGAGCCCAUUGAUAAGGAUACUGCCCAAAGUCUAGUUCCCAAGUUAUGUGUACCUUUCAACACAGCCUUCUAUAUGCCCAAAGCUGUAAAUAUUCAUUCUCAACGCUAUCUCCAGGCACUCUUCUUAGCAUGUGAAAAUCUAGUGAAAGAAUUGUCCACUUCAGGUUUUGGAGGGACAAAGUUGUGCUUGCACAAGAAAUCUGUUAACAAACUCCUUGAACUACAAGGGGAAUACGAUGCAGUGAUAAUUUGUCUAGGUGCCAAAGCUGACAUGCUUCCGGAACUCUCUGGGAGGCUUCCUUUGAGGACAUGCAGAGGUGUCAUUGCUCACCUGCAGCUGCCUGACAAUAUUAGGGAAGAUUAUUCAGACCAUAGCCCUUCAAUCUUAUCAGAUGCGUGGCUUGCCAUCCAAGGUCCCCGCAGCCUGUACAUGGGCUCAACAUGGGAAUGGAAAUCAAGAAAUUAUCUUCCUAAUGUCUCAGCGGAGGAAGCAACAAAGGCCCUUCAAGAGCUUCUACCAAAGGCAUCUGCUAUUUAUCCAGGUAUAAAAGAUUGGACUUUUGCUGGGGCAAGGGCAGGUCUCAGGGCAAUGCCACCACUAACUCCCCAUGGAUCUCUUCCUCUUUUGGGCUGCAUCAAUGAUCUUGUGGGUGGAAAUCACACUUGUAAAUAUUGGUUGUUUGGAGGACUUGGUUCAAGAGGACUGCUGUACCAUGGUUUGCUUGGGAAACUGAUUGCCCAAGCUGUGCUCUUGGGUAAUGAAGAUUUAAUUCCAUCUGAACUAACCUCUUGGAGAAGAAAAAGCAAUAGUUAAGAAAGAAACUUCUUGCAGAUACUGGCAAUUUUGUUAAAUCAACUGAGCAUUUGUUUAGUUUUGAAAGU
Messenger RNA from Vitis riparia (riverbank grape), 1481 nucleotides. RefSeq lists its product as uncharacterized. The transcript is spliced from 9 exons. Lineage: Eukaryota; Viridiplantae; Streptophyta; Magnoliopsida; Vitales; Vitaceae. The record is from RefSeq and is a predicted model, not a curated record. Bases 61 to 1413 code for a protein of 450 amino acids. Gene Ontology annotation, cellular component: cytoplasm. Gene Ontology annotation, molecular function: oxidoreductase activity.